Messenger RNA from Rattus norvegicus (Norway rat), 12323 nucleotides. It is a transcript of the gene Rps6ka5, whose product is annotated as ribosomal protein S6 kinase A5. NCBI's taxonomy places the organism in Eukaryota, Metazoa, Chordata, Mammalia, Rodentia, Muridae. Gene Ontology annotation, molecular function: histone H2AS1 kinase activity; magnesium ion binding; nucleotide binding. Gene Ontology annotation, biological process: interleukin-1-mediated signaling pathway; regulation of postsynapse organization; post-translational protein modification. The record is from RefSeq and is a predicted model, not a curated record. Gene Ontology annotation, cellular component: nucleoplasm; nucleus; cytoplasm.
CAGGAGGAGGUUCCCUGUGGUGGUUGUGAUGAGCUGUAAGGUGUCAUCGUGUGAAGAGUGGGCAUACAAAACUAGAAACAGAAAGGAUAGCAUGUGUGAGUGGAGACUGAAAGCACCAGAGAGGCUUUCCUUGAAAGCAGGAGGGUGUAGUUUGCCUGUCAGCUCUGCUGCUUGUCUGCCCUCCCACAAGUAGGCUUGUAGAAGCUGUGAGCAAGCCAGCCCUGAAGCAGCUCUCGGGCUCCACCUGCGGCUCUCCCACUGCGGCUCUCCCACUGCGGCCUCCAUGGAAACUGCACUGGAGCAUUUCUGUAGUUCCCAGCAGUAAUUUACACCUUGUCCUCUUUCUCCACAUGCUAAUAAAAGCAAAUGAACUUGGGAUUUUCUGGGUUCAACAUUAGGUAAUGUGUACAAAGGUCAUGAAAACCUGUAAAUGUGCUCUACGGAAGAAGGGUGUCUGCUCCCUUUCAAAUAGAGACUUACGCACUCUGCUCCAAUACAAAAGCUUCUUGUCAGGGAGAUUCAAAGUAUCCAGGAGAGUACUUGCUUCAGCAGCACAUACAUAUAAAUGGGAAGGAUACAAAGAUUAACAUGGCCCCUGUGCAAGGAGGACAGGCAAUUUGUGAAGUGUUACAUAUUUACAAAGGUGGGGGCGGGGAGAAAAAGUUGUUACAAAUAUAGCAGAGUCUGACCUUUUUGAUUUGAAAUAUACCAAGUGGAUAAAUAGAAGACAAUAAUUUUGAUUGAAAUCAAGUAUCAUUUUAAUUUAAUGAAAAUACUAUGUUUUUUAUUCAUAGCAAGAGCCUUUUUUGCAGGGGCUAUUCUGUUUAAUAAACCCUUGAAAAGUUUGAUUUAUGUUAUCUGUUCAUCAGAAUAACCCUGUAGAUUGUGGUUACUUUCUUAAAGGGUUUUGUUGUUGAUGUUGACAGUUUCAAAGGUAUAUAUACUGAAUUUUAGUUACUCUCACCUCCCAUUACCUUAUUAUCCCCGGCUUCUUCACUGAAUCCUUUCUUCUUCCCAGUAAGCCUCCUUCCUACAUUCAUGUCUUCUCAUGCAUUACCCACCAUACUUCCGAGUAUGACAGGACUUCUGCGUGAACGUGGCUAGGCUACUCACUGGGCAGUUUAUACCACCAAAGAGUAAGUUUAUGUAGAAGGCAUGUCCUGUUCAGAUGUUUUACAUCAGGUUUCCCCAAUAUGGCUCUUAAUUCUUUUUUUUCUUUUUCUUUUUUUUUUGGUUUUGAACCUUUAAUGAAAAAAAAAAUAUACUAUGGGGCUCUUAAUUCUUUUUGCCCCUCCUUCCACGUUGUUCCUUUAAUAUUGAGUGUGUGUGUGUGUGUGUGUGUGUGUGUGUGUAUGUGUGUGUGUGUGAGUGUGUGUAUGUGUGUGUAUGUGUGUGUAUGUGUAUGUGUGUGUGAGUGUGUGUAUGUGUGUGUAUGUGUAUGUGUGUGUGAGUGUGUGUAUGUGUGUGUGAGUGUGUGUAUGUGUAUGUGUGUGUGUGUGGUGUGAGCGUGUGUGUGUGUGUAUGUGUGGUGUGUGUCUCUGUAUGUGUGUGUAUGUGUAUGUGUGUGUGUGUCCGUGAGUGUGUGUAUGUGUGUGUGUAUGUGUGUGUGGUGUGUGUGUGUAUGUGUGUGUGUGGUGUGUGUCUUUGUAUGUGUGUGUAUGUGUAUGUGUGUGUGUGUGCGUGAGUGUGUGUAUGUGUGUAUGUAUGUGUGUGUGGUGUGUGUGUAUGUGUGUGUGUAUGUAUGUGUGUGUAUGUGUGUGUGUGUGUGUGUGUGUGUGUGUGUGUGCUAUGCACGUCCUUUUAACAGCUGAGCACUCCGUAGUCACUUAUUCUCUGCACUUUCACCAGUUGUGGAUUUUAUUUUAACCACUACAAAAAGGGCUCCUCUGCUGAGAGCGGCACUAGUCUGUGAGUACAAAGAUACAUCCAUAGAAGGCAGUGCUUACUGUGUCUGUAUAGCAAGAUAAUAAUAGUGCGUUUUCCCCUUGGGACUAUGGUAUCCAUUCACUGGGCUCAUGGCUGGGCUUACAGUCCUAGACAAGAGUUCUGUCCCGUGGGGUAGGCCUUAAAUCCAAGCAGAAGGUGGAAUGUUGCCCCCAAAAGCAUUCAUGCCAGUAUUGUAACAGUCAUGCCAGAUGCCAGAUUAAUUGUUACUGUAGUUUACCUCUGAAUAAGAGUCUUAAAGACUUAUCUUCUGGGAGCCUUCAUAGCAACUCUUACACCUAUCUGCAAUGGCUUAUCUGACUUCACUGAAAAUAAAUCAGAUCCAAUUCCUAAACUUGAAUUUACUUCCACUCUCCUUCUUACCUUGAAAUGAUCUGUCUCUUGGGACUGCGUCAUAGAGUGACAGUGAGUGAGGAUGCUGAUUGUGAUGGUUAGUGUAAGUUGCCUACUUGACAGAAUCUGCUUGGGAAAUGAGUCUCCAGAUAUGUCUGUGGGGAAUUAUAUUGAUUAUGCUGUCAUGGGAAGACACACCUGCUGUGGGUGGCGCCAUUCCAUGCAUGGACUCCUAAACUGCUAUGGAAAUGUAGAAAGUGAGCUGGGCAGCAUCCACCUCCCUCUGCUUCCUGAUUGGAUGUGGUAUGACCAGGUGCUUCACAUUCUGACACCUUGACCCCACUACAGGGUGUAUGUACCUUUGAACUACGAACCAGAAUAGACCCUUUCUCCUUAAAGUUGCAUUUAUCAAAGUAUUUUAUCACAGCAAUAGGAAAAGAAAUUAAGACACUUAGGAAUUAUAGGGGUUUUGGUUUGGUUUGGUUUUUUGGACACACUGUUGAAUAUAAAUAACUUCUAGCUUUAAGAAAAAAAAUUUUAUUUUUAAUUCUGUAAGUAUGUGAGUGUUUGUGUGCAUGUGGAAGCAUUCCCAAACGUUCAGAGAGGGAUUCAGAACCUCUGGAGCUGAAGUGGACCCCAGAUGUCUGAUAUGGGAGCUGGAAAUUGAACUUGGGUGCUUCGUAAGAACACUAUGUGCUCUCAGCCACUGAGCCAUCCUACCAAUCAGAGCUUCUGCUUUUUUUUCUUGAGAAAGAACUUAAACUCAAAGCAUUUACUAAAUUAGUAUGUAAGUAUCUUGUGACUCACUAAUGUAGUUUUAGGUAUCUGACCUACCAAAUACCUGCCCAGCUAAAGAAUAUCUUGAGAACAUUCUUACCCUAAAUAUUGUCAGAAUGAGAAUGCCAAUACAAAUGCAAGUUGUCUGUAAGCCAGAGAAUUUUAGAUUCCUUCUUCCAGAACCACAAAGGAGUGAGGGUUUGAUAGGAGUGUGACAACUAUUUUUAGGGUCACUUUCCAAUUGCUUUAGUAUUUACUUGCCACCAGGCACUACUUUGGAUAUCCUUUAGUAUAGCAACUCAGAAGUCUGCAAGCAGCCCUUCAGGAUUGGUGUAUCGUCUUUGUGAUACAGAUGAGGCGAUGAGCUAAAUGGCCGACCUCCAAAGAAAUAAUGUGGCAUCUGUGUGUCCAGCUCCUGUGUUACUUUGGUGCAUUAGGAGGAGAAGCACAUUUAUUUUAGUAACAGAUUGUGAAAGACAACUGCAAUGUCUAUUUUUGCUACUUUUCUUUAUCUUCCUACUUAGUAAGUGUUCUUACCAUGUCAUCACACUUGGGUCACUCCACUGCUUAAAGACGCUCACUCACUUUUGUUUACUUGAAGCACAAUAAUGCAUGUUAAAUAGAUGUUUUUUUUGUCUCCGUGACAAAUAACUGAAUUUAAGAAGAGGAAAGAUUUAUUUUGGCUUAUAAUCUUACCCUAUAACUUGCUAACUCCAUUGUGUCUUGGCUUUUAACAAGACUUAACAUUAUGGUGGAAGGGCAUGGUAGAAAAAUACUCUACACUUUACUAUCCAGGAAACAGAGAAGAGUAACAGGAAGGGGCCACAGCCAAGAUAUAAAGACCUGACCACAGCAACACAUUUCCUGUAAUCAGGCCCUCCCUGCACCGUCUUUCGACAGUUUAUUUGGAUUUUGAGUUCAUCAGUUGAUUAUUAAACUGUUAAUAAUCAGAUUCCUCGUGAUCUAGUGCCUUGGAAAUGCCUGCAUAGACAUGCCGAGAGGUGUGGCUUAGUGCAAUCUCAACUCAAUUAAAUUGGCAAUCAAGAUUAACUGUGACAUACUCUAAACUCCAUAGUCAGAUUUCAAACUCAUCUGACGCCCUGUCUCCUCUCCUACUCAAUCUCCUAUUAUUCUGCUCUGCUACCUGCGCUGUAACUGAGCUAAAUUAUUUACCCACCCCUCUGUAAACAUGCGUUUCCUGUUUAAAAAUGUCUCUGUUUGGAAACAGUCUCGGCAUCUCCUAACUGAGAGUACCAGGUGCCAUGCUUGAUCUCCCCAGCACUCUCUACCCCACUGUUUCUGGAGGUGUUUGACUUAGAUGAUUUGAUGUCUGUGAAGUGCUUGGUGCCAUCCCUGGCAUUGUAACUAUCAAAGUAAAGUUGAGAAAAGUACAAGAUGGAACUAGAACAUCUUGUUGUGGUAUAAAGAAGAAAGUGUGGUGGGGGCAGAAGCAAAGCUCUCCCUUGUGGAAUAAUACUGACAUGGAGAGGGAAAAAGGGAGUUAUAAAAUCAUCACUCCACACUAAAAUGAGUGGGUGGUAGUUUAGUGAGAAGCAGGAUUUUUUUGCAUAAUCUCAGUUCAUUUCUUCAUGGUUUGCCAGUUUGUUACAAGGAAAAACAUAGUAACUUUACAGUGGAGAAACUUGACAAUCAACACUUCAAUGUCUCUACAUUAAUGACAUGAUCAGAAUUAACUCUAGUGCUGGGAAAACGAAUCUAUAUUUUCCACGUGGUCUAAGAAUAUAGCGUCAUCCAUUGGUAUUUGUUUUAGGAGUUUAUUACUUUCAUAUGAUCAUGACAAGACAUCAUAAAGCCCACAUUGAGGAUUGGUCCACACCAGGAUGUAUCCCCUUCUCAGAUGUCAGGAAUAACAAAGGUGGGAGCGUCCUCACAUAUGUGAUUCUAAUGCACUGUGUGAUCUCGAUAGAGUGGAAUAAAGUCAUUGAAUACUGACAAAUGACACAGUUUGAGCAGGAAGUCUAAAGUAAUGAUAUUUUCAUAAUGUGGUUAUGUGAGAGAAUGUCUCUGGAAAGUUUUAGGAGUAAAGAACAGUGUUCUCAACUGAUUCAGGAAAGAUAUGCAUGUGUAAGAGAAGAGAAUUCUACAGCCAAUGAGCAAAUGUAGGAGUGUUGGAUUUUCAUAAUGGAUUUAUGGGGUUCUUGGUACUGUUAGACAGUUUUGAUAAGUUUGAAAUUGUAGCAAACUGAACUUGUUUUGCUUUUAUUUGCUUGUUUUACUGCCUUUGUGAGGGCAUGGUUGAGACACUGUUUCCUAGGAGAAGCUUCAGUAGUUCCUCAUUUGGAGCACUGUGUGGAGUAAUGGAUUGUUUUCUCAGUUUCUUAAACUAAAGGCAGAAACAGUUUGUAAGCGCCCCACAGACCUCAUGCUGUGUACCUGAAAACAGGAUGCAAGUGUUCCAAAACCAUGUUUCUGUGUCUGUGGCUUCCUGCUGAUUGGACUUUGUCAAAGCCAUUAAUAGUGUAUCAAGAUAUCUUAGGGUCUUAUUACUGUGAACAGACACCAUGACCAAUGUAAAUUUUAUAAAGGACAGCAUUUAAUUGGGGCUGGCUUACAGGUUCCAAGGUUCUGUCCAUUAUCAUCAAGGCGGGAGCAUGGCAGCAUCCAGGCAGGCAUGGUGCAGGAGGAGCUGAGAGUUCUACAUCUUCACCUGAAGGAAUAGCCUGAGCAUCCCCAGGCAGCUAGGAGGGUCUCCAAGCCCACACCCACAGUGACACACUUCCUUCAACAAGGCCAUACCUUCUAAUAGUGCUACUCCCUGGGCCAAGGAUAUGCAAACCAUAUGUGUGUGGGUGUGUGUGGGUGUGUGAGGGUAUGUGUGCAUAUCUAGUAUAUUAGUAUAAUAGAUUAUAUAAUAUUUCUCAAAACUGGACAUUUGAUGGUAAUGGUUCUUGGUUGUAAACAAUCUGAGGUUCUGAUCCCUGUUAAGAGCUUUGAAUAUAGAUCUUCUUAGUUACCCAUUUCUCAUCCAUUUGAACAGGUAGAUGGAUUAAAAUGGUAACAGUUCAGAACAAGUUAAAGAGGUUUGCAAGUCUGCAAACAUUCUUGCAGGCAAAGCCAAGUCCUUUUUGUUUCUUUCUCCAAGAGCACACAGCUCUGUUUUCACUAACCUAAGACACAAAUUGCUGCCUUUGAAUUUUCUACCCUAAAAAUCUACCACUGAUUAUUGUACUUUAGCACAGCAUUAGGGGAAAAAAUUAGGCUGAGAAUGAUGGCACACACACCUAUAAUCAUAGUACUUGGGAAGCUGAGUUAGGGUGACUAUUAGGAAUUCAAGGGUACCCUGAGCUACCUAGUUAGUACCAGGCCAGCCAAGACUCCAUAAAGAUUCACACUAAGUGUUUGCUAUACAUUUUUAAAAGACCCUAUGUAUAAUCCCCUCAGAAUGUCUACUCUGGAGUUCUUUGACUUCAGGUGAGCCUUCAAAAAUUUAACUGGGACAAGUAUGUAAGACUGAGGUGGAAAGUUAAGGGAGGGCUCUUUGGAGAGUCGGUUGUGUUGGACGGUGUUUUGCUGGGGCAAACACAUGAAGGAGUGUUUUCCUGAAGCGGGCACAAGUGAAAGGAUGUUUUGCUAAAGCAGAUACAGGAAGAAAUAUUUCCCUGAAGCAAACAGGUAAAAGGCAGACUUGCGAAGGAGCUAUUCAAUGGCACAGACACAGUGAAAGGAUGUCUUGCUAAAGCAAGCACGUGAAAGGACACACGAUGAAGGAUUCUUUGCUGACAACACUCAUGACCUAUAUUGGUCUGCCUUACACUGCAUAGGUGAGCUGGGUUUGUUACACUUCAUAGACAAAAAUAUACCAAAAACCUUCCUGUGAUGUGCUGUGACUUCUUGCCACUUCCGUGGACUUGGGCAGAUUGGCAGAGUGAUAUCAGCUGAGACAGAUGCGUGUGGAGUUUUGCUAAGUCAGGCAGUGAGGCAAGACCCAUGGAUGAUGCGUGAUGACUGGAGGCAGUAUAAAUAGUCCUCCAUGCACUGUGAGAGAGGCGCGCUGAGGCUUGCCAACAGAGCUGGCUGUGCAACACUUGCUAGUCUCAAGUCUUUGCUGAUCUUCACUUGCUGAGAGAGGCACAGCGGAGAACUUCUGGUGUUCCUGGUGUGGGCUGUGGUUGUGCUGACUUGUGCUGGUUUGGCUGAGACCUGGCUGUCUCUGCUAGGUUGUGCUACUGCUGCUGAUUGGUGUUUGCUGUCCUGACUCUACUGAACUGUAUUGCUGGUGUAUCCCCGUGAACUGAACUGCUGAUUUCCUGGCAACUCAGAUGGGAUUUGCUCCAAGGAACUAUUUCUAAACAGAUUAUAUAAAUGGUGGAGAACUUUUUACUCAUCUUUCUCAAAGAGAGCGUUUCACAGAGCACGAAGUGCAGAUCUAUGUUGGAGAGAUCGUGCUUGCCCUGGAACACCUGCACAAGUUGGGGAUUAUAUACCGUGACAUUAAGCUGGAAAAUAUUCUACUUGAUUCUAAUGGCCAUGUGGUGCUGACAGAUUUUGGUCUGAGUAAGGAGUUUGUGGCUGAUGAAGCCGAAAGAGCGUAUUCUUUCUGUGGGACUAUUGAGUACAUGGCGCCAGAUAUUGUCAGAGGGGGCGAUUCCGGACAUGACAAGGCAGUUGACUGGUGGAGUUUAGGUGUUCUAAUGUAUGAGCUACUAACUGGAGCAUCUCCUUUCACUGUUGAUGGAGAAAAAAAUUCCCAGGCUGAGAUAUCUAGGAGAAUCUUAAAGAGUGAGCCUCCGUAUCCCCAGGGAAUGAGCUCAGUAGCUAAAGACCUCCUUCAGCGUCUUUUGAUGAAAGAUCCCAAGAAGCGAUUGGGAUGUGGCCCACGGGAUGCAGAAGAAAUCAAAGAACAUCUCUUCUUUGAGAAGAUAAAUUGGGAUGACUUAGCUGCCAAAAAAGUGCCUGCGCCCUUUAAACCAGUGAUCCGGGACGAGUUAGACGUGAGUAACUUUGCUGAAGAGUUCACUGAGAUGGACCCCACCUACUCUCCUGCAGCUCUGCCCCAGAGCUCUGAGCGACUGUUCCAGGGCUACUCCUUCGUUGCUCCUUCCAUCCUCUUCAAGCGUAACGCGGCGGUCAUAGAUCCCCUUCAGUUCCAUAUGGGAGUAGACCGCCCUGGAGUGACAAACGUUGCCAGGAGCGCAAUGAUGAAGGACUCACCAUUCUACCAACACUAUGACCUAGAUCUGAAGGACAAACCUUUGGGAGAAGGAAGUUUUUCAAUCUGUCGGAAGUGUGUACACAAAAAAACUAACCAAGCCUUUGCCGUCAAAAUAAUCAGCAAAAGGAUGGAAGCCAAUACUCAGAAAGAAAUAACAGCUCUGAAACUCUGCGAAGGCCACCCCAAUGUUGUGAAGCUGCAUGAAGUUUUUCAUGACCAGCUUCAUACAUUUCUUGUGAUGGAGCUUCUGAAUGGGGGAGAGCUGUUUGAGCGCAUCAAGAAAAAGAAGCACUUCAGCGAGACUGAGGCCAGCUACAUUAUGCGGAAGCUUGUGUCGGCUGUGAGCCACAUGCACGAUGUUGGAGUGGUGCACAGAGACCUGAAGCCGGAGAAUUUAUUGUUCACUGAUGAAAACGACAAUUUGGAGAUUAAAGUGAUUGACUUUGGGUUUGCACGCCUCAAGCCGCCUGACAAUCAGCCCCUCAAGACCCCAUGCUUCACGCUUCACUACGCAGCACCGGAGCUCUUGACGCACAAUGGCUACGAUGAGUCCUGCGACCUGUGGAGCUUGGGUGUCAUCCUGUAUACAAUGCUGUCAGGGCAGGUACCGUUCCAGUCCCAUGACAGAAGUUUAACAUGUACCAGUGCAGUGGAAAUCAUGAAGAAAAUUAAAAAGGGAGAUUUCUCCUUUGAAGGGGAAGCAUGGAAAAAUGUAUCCCAAGAGGCUAAAGACUUGAUUCAAGGACUUCUUACAGUUGAUCCAAAUAAAAGGCUGAAAAUGUCUGGCUUGAGGUACAAUGAAUGGCUUCAGGAUGGCAGUCAGCUGUCCUCCAAUCCUCUGAUGACUCCAGACAUUCUGGGAUCUUCAGGAGCAGCUGUACACACCUGUGUGAAAGCAACCUUCCAUGCCUUUAACAAAUAUAAGAGAGAAGGGUUCUGCCUUCAGAAUGUCGAUAAGGCCCCUUUGGCUAAGAGGAGGAAAAUGAAGAGGACCAGCACCAGCACAGAGACUCGCAGCAGCUCCAGUGAGAGCUCCCGCUCCUCCUCCUCCCAUUCCCAUGGCAAGACAACGCCUACCAAGACACUGCAGCCAAGCAACCCCACCGAAGGCAGCAACCCAGACACCCUCUUCCAGUUCUCAGACUGAGUGCUGCAGGAAUGGUAGGCUGUCCUCGCUGACCCUUGCACCUCAGCUCCCUCAGCAUGUGCCUGAGGUAUGUUCUGUGCUUUAAAAGAUGUGUCCCAUUGUUCUCAUUGGACUCUGCCUCGUAAUGAAUAUUUCUUGGGGAACUCUACUUGGUUAUCCUUGUCCAAAAGCACUGGACAGACAGCAUUACUGUGAAUAGAGGACACGUGAUAGAUACUUUUUAGCAGACUAACAUGAUGCCAGCUCAAGAUUCUUCUUGAAACAGCAAAGGUUUCUGUAACUUUGGUGACUAGUUAGAUAAGUCACAGAUUUUCACAUGUCUGCCAAGAAGACUUGAAAAUUUCGCCAUGCCUGGUGGACAAGGAAGGUUUUUAAGAGACUUGCACCUUUUGGGUAGUGAUUUACUAGAGAAAAAGGUCUGUUUUCCAAAAAGAUAUAAUGAAUUUUAUGUGUGACUUGUUUCUUAAAAGAGAAUUUAACUUAUUGUUUUUAUUUUAUGGUCAUAUAUGCUGAUAACCUGCUAUUAUUAAUCUUUUUCUAAAAAGUAAAAAAAAAAAUAUUUAAGAAUUUAGGGUCCUAUGCUUUGCACCUGGGGCCCAUCUGAGACGCAUGCUAAGCUAUGUUUGUUUUUAAUUUUGCACUGCUCUUUCCUGACAGUUUGUUUUAAUGGUUAUUGUGGGAGUUAAGGUACAUGUCUCUUGGUUUUAUGUAACAUGGCACUUUAUGAAAUAGUGUGAGUAUUGCAGUCUGUCUUAGAAGGUGCACUGUUCCAAGCAUCUGUGCUGAUUUACCAUUCGUACUCUACCUUCUUUCAUCUGUCCCCACCUCUCUCUUCUGCUUUCUGUGCAGCAAGUAGAAAGGGACAUGUUGUCUCAUGAGUCAUUAGCCACUUAUGCACCAAUCUGAGGAAAAGUAAAGGGAAUUGUACUCAACACUGUGCUCCACAUCUGUACACUGUGUCGCACUACAGCGAGCCGCCCCCUCCUGUAGGCAGAGACUAUGUACAUAGUAUUUUAGAACCACAGCCAUGCUUGACCCACACCGCAUUUUAUAAACUUAUGCAGAGCACUUUUAUUGCUCCAAAGUUCUGAAUUCAUACAGACAAGCACUAUGCCAUGAAGAUAUUUCACUGAAAGACUGCUGCAUUUUAAAGUACAAACUAGUUAAUUCCCUAUGCAAAAAAGAAAUCAUGGAUUUGUAUGUGUUUUUCUUUAAAGCCAUUACAUGGAAUGUCAGGACUGAGAAAAGGGUCUUCACUAUGUCUACAAGAACUGCGUUUAAAAGGGUACCUCCCGACAUGUUGAUCUUACAGUUUUGUUAAUGAUAACCUCCUUAGCAUUAGUUUGGGAUUUGGACACGAUACCUAUUUAUCUCUUUCUUAAGGUAAUAGCAGCAUUAAUGUCAACCAGUGAUGAAUACUGAAGGUAACUGCAUUCUGUGUAAUGGUAAUAUAUUUAUUACUAAGUCAAUGUAUAUAUUAAUAAUAGUAUAGGAAACAAAAUGGCAAAUAUUAAAAUAUUUUCAAAAUAAUAUAUUAUCCUGCUCACUUUUUGUUCACAGUAGUUACUGGGGAUAUUUUUUGAUAUUCUGACUGGCCAAAUGAGUAUAUGAUUCUAAUUGAGUCAAUAAAAAUUUUAUACUCCUAGCUUUCAGUCAUUUCUAGUAAUGAUAGGAAACUGUGUGAAUUACUAAUAAACUCUAGCUAUUUCACAAAAAUGUGAUGCCCUUGGGCAGAGGUUUUUAAUAAGAAUAUGUCCACUCAUUUUUACACUGGGUUAUAUUUGGAAAUGUUUAAGUUAGUUUUUGAAGUUAUUUGUAAAUGUCUGUCCUGUAGGAAAUAUGAGUUACACAGUACAAACUAAGGAGACUGUUGCCAAAAGAAAGUAAUCCAGAAAAGGGGUUCAGUGCCCUCAUGAUUGAUUAGUGCAUUGUAGAUAUUGGAAUUGAUGGGUUCUAAAUUUCUUCACCUGGUAUCUUCUGGAAGAAUCAAUAGUCACUAGAACGGGCAAAAGACAGGUAGAGUAAGAAGAAAGCCUAACUGAAUCUUCUACCGGGAGCUUGUGAAAGGCCUCAGGAAACUUAAGAUGCUGUCAGUAACACCCAAUUUAUAAGUGCUUGAAAGGCAGUACGUAAUGAUUCCUUGCAGGUUGUGUUAGGAAAGUUCUUUUAGAAAUCACAUUUAGUCACAUCAAAACUAAACGAUAAAAAUGCUACGUACAAAAGCACUGAGAGGGGCUGGAGAAAUAGGAGCAGUUAAGAACAGACACUGUUCUUGGCCAAAGGAUAGGAGUUCCAUUCCCAGCAUGCAUGGCUCACAGCUCACAGCAAGCCUGGAACUCCAGCUCCAGAGCAUCCCAUGCUGUCUUCUGGUGCACAGAAAUGUUAAGUGAGAUGACUUUUGAUUUUAGGAGUAAAAUAGAAGUAGAUCAAAGAAACAUAAAUAAUCUGCUUUAAGUUCCCUCUAUGACAAUGGUUCUGGCUGUCAAGUCAAAUUAUCCUACCCUUCUUUAUGGAUUACAUUGUAUGUAAUUUAUCCCACUGUAUAUCGGGAGUCACACAUUGUAUAAUUGUGUCUGUCUAAUAUAUCGAAAGGCAAAGAUAUGCUAGGAGAACAAAACUAAAGCAGAGGGGUUUCCUGUAAUUACGAUGCCAGAUCCUGUUGCUGAAUGAACUAAUUUAGCUCUCUUGAAGUCCAUCAGUUAUCCCAAACCUCUAUAAAAACCAUUUAACUAUUGGAAUGAAGUGAAUUUCAACAUGAUUAUCUGUCUUGAGGUUGCGGGCUCAUUUGUGCAUGAAAACUGCUUUUUUUCUUUUGAGAUUACUGCUAAUUAAGUAUGCAAAUGGCUUUGUUUUAAAUGUAAGGUGGUUAUUUUGAAGAGUUCUACUAGGGUAACAAUGAGUGAUUUGUUUGUUCAUUUGUUUUUUAAUAAAGAAAAUUCUUUAUCUAAA